Rhizophagus irregularis DAOM 181602=DAOM 197198 is the source of this 455-nucleotide messenger RNA. RefSeq lists its product as uncharacterized. The record is from RefSeq and is a predicted model, not a curated record. NCBI's taxonomy places the organism in Eukaryota, Fungi, Glomeromycota, Glomeromycetes, Glomerales, Glomeraceae.
AUGAAAUUAGAUUUCGUUCACUACUAUGAGAACGCGGUGAUACCUCAAAAUAUUUUAGUAUCCUUACCUUUGAAAUUAGAGGAUGAUGAUUUGUUGGCCAAACCUAGACGGGGGAAAAUGCCGACCAGGCCCCCAAAUAAUUUUUUAAUAUUCAGGAUCGCAUACAUCAAGGUCCUGCAAUCUAAAGGUUAUUGGGAUUUAAGGAUGAGGGAAGUCACUUCCAACGCUGCUGCGGCUGGGAAGAACGCAUCAAAAGAGGUACGAGAGGAAUGUCAAAAAUUAGCUCUCAUAGCUACUAAGAAGAAACACGAGGAAGUUUAUGGAUCACCUCCUUGACAAACACGAAGACGUCGUCUGCCCAUAAUACGAAUUUAAAUGCAUCAUUUUAUUCUGAUGAUUUGAUGCCAAUUUUUUGGCAAAAUAUUCUAAAUGUAAAAAGCAUAGAACAAAACAAC